Molecule: messenger RNA, 2682 nt
Organism: Cavenderia fasciculata
Lineage: Eukaryota; Evosea; Eumycetozoa; Acytosteliales; Cavenderiaceae
Gene: kinX
Product: LISK family protein kinase
Exons: 5
Coding region: 1-2682 (893 amino acids)
Biological process (GO): protein phosphorylation
Molecular function (GO): ATP binding; protein kinase activity
Source: RefSeq, a predicted model, not a curated record
AUGAAUGGUCCAGAAGUUGAUACCUCUGUUCCAUCAAUAGAUAAUAAGGCAUGGACCAUUGAUUUCGAUGAUUUGGAGAUUGGAAGAGAAAUUGGAAGUGGAGGAUUUGGUAAAGUCUAUCGUGGAGAAUAUUUGGGUGCACCUGUUGCCAUCAAACGUGUACACAUUGCACCUGAUGAUCCCAACAGAAAGGAUCUCGAAAAAUUCCUCAACAGAGAGAUUGAAACUAUCAAGUUAUUCUCUCAUCCCAACGUUAUUCAAUUCAUUGGUAUUGCUGCUCAUCAAGGUGACUUGUUUUUAGUUACUGAACUUGUUGUUGGUGGCGAUUUACAAUGGUAUUUAAAGAAUAGAGCAGUUGAAAUCCCAUGGAUUUUAAGAUUAAAUAUUGCAUAUGACGUUACUUUGGCCAUGUCCUAUCUUCACAGUAAAUCAAUUGUUCAUCGUGAUUUGAAAUCUUCAAAUUUGCUUAUUGAUCCAAAUUGGAAAGUAAAAGUAUGUGAUUUUGGUUUUGCUAGAAUUGUAGAUGAUGAAAAUAAUAAAUCAAUGACUAUUUGUGGAACUGACAAUUGGAUGGCACCAGAAAUGAUUCUUGGAGAAGAUUAUGAUGAAAUGUGCGAUGUAUUUUCAUUUGGUUUAAUUUUGUUUGAAUUGAUCACACGUAACAAGCCAACACCAAGUAUGCGUAAUGGUGACUUUUCAAUUAACCUCGAGAUGCUUUUGGCACAAGUUCCAAACGAUUGUCCAACUCCAUUUACCCAAUUGAUGCUCAACUGUAUCAAGGGCGAGCCUGUUGAUCGUCCAUCCUUUAAACACAUCUCACUCACCAUCAAGACGAUGCGUACCAACUUGUAUGGUGUCGUCCGUCCCAGUUCCAUUGCCUACCCUCCACUUCGUAGCUUCAACAGCGUCCCCAUUCAAAACUUUAACUCUGUCACUCAACCACCCAUCCCCGAAUCACCCACCAAGGGUUUGAUUGCUGAUGCCAAAAAGAUUAUUUCUACUCGUGGUAGAUCAGGCUCUUUAGAUGGUGCAGUUCAUCCAGAAGAAGAAGAAGAAGAAGAAGAAGAGGAAAAGGAAAAUGAAAAUCAAGAGGAAGGAUCAAACUAUGAAAGUUCAGUUGACCAAUUCAACCUUUCAAAUAGCAAUGGAAAGGAUGAACAUCAACAUGAAGAAGAACAACAAGAACAACAAGAAGGAUCAGAUGAAGAAGAUGAUGGAUAUGACAAGGUACAAGAAAGUGGAGAAGAUGAACAAGAGGAUGACGAGGAACAACAAGAGUUUUCAAAUCAACACCAAAUUGCUUCUCCAAUCAGCUCGGCAUUCUACUCGUCGUCGACCACAGACUCACCAAACAAGACCAAAAAGAAUGUUUCCUUUGCCAACCAAAAAUCAAUUCAUAGAUAUGAAAAGCCAUCAGACGACGAAGAGGAAGAUGAUGAUGACAUGUAUGACAAUGAAUAUUAUGAUGGAGAAGAUGACGACGACGAUGAGGAAGAUUACGACGAAGAUGAUGAUGAAGAUGAAUAUGACUAUGGAGAAGAGGACGAAGAGGAUGAAGACGCUAUCUACCGACAACGUGCUCAACAAAUCUACAAUCAAAAUCAGAUAUACCAAAACGAAGAGGAAGAUGACUCUGACGAUCGUCUUAGUGACGAUAGCGACGAACACGUACAACCUCCAGUUCACGUAGAGGAAUACAACUCUGAAGAUGAUGAAGUUAGCAGUCUUGUCGAACAAGAAGGUGUCGUUCAACCAACCAUUCAACUUACUCAAGUAGUUGAACAAGAACCAACACAAGUUCAAGAUGAAAUUAAACUCGAUGAUGAUGAUGAUUCAGAGUCAAGUCAAGAUGAACAAGAUGAAGAACAAGAAAAACAAACAGAUAUCAAGGUUCAAGAAGAACAACAAACUCAAACCACUUCUAUUGCUAUUAGUUCUACUCAACAAGAAGAAGAAGAACAAGAACAAGAACCAGUUGCUAUUGUGGAACCAACUCCAGUUUCUGUUGAAGAACCAACCAAGGUUGAAGAACCAGUUACUGUUGUCGAAGAACCAACACCAGUUGCUGUUGUUGAAGAACCAACCCCAGUUGAAGAACCAGUUACCGUGGUCGAAGAACCAACCCCAGUUGAAGAACCAACCAAGGUUGAAGAACCAGUUACCGUUAUUGAGGAACCAACCAAGGUUGAGGACCCAACUCCAGUAGUCGUUGUUGAAGAACCAACCAAGGUUGAAGAACCAGUUGCUGUUGUUGAGGAAUCAACCCCAGUUACCGUUGUUGAAGAACCAACCAAGGUUCCAGAACCAGUUGCCGUUGUUGAGGAACCAACACCAGUUGAAGAACCAACCAAGGUUCCAGAACCAAUUGCAGUAGUUGAAGAACCAAUUCCAGAACCAGUCAAAGUUCAAGAACCAGUCAAGAUCGAAGAACCAGUCAAGGUACAAGAACCAGUCAAGGUUGUCGAACAACCACCAGUUUCACCCAAACCAAAAUCCAAAGAACAACCAACAACUAAUAUCAACCCAACCAUUUCUACAACUACCACCUCUUCACCUAAAGUGCAAUCUGCAACUGCAACAACAACCACUCAACCAUCAUCACGUACAAACUCUAACGAAAAGGCUCCACUCAUUUCAAACAAAGUUCAAAGAAACUGUUGCAAUUGUUUUGUCAUAUCCUGA